CGGGUGGGGGGGGGGAAGCGCCUCUCUGUCAGAUGAGAGAAGCCGGUUCCGAGGCGCGCCAUGUCCCUCUGCCGGACCCGAGCGGACCAUGACGCUAUGGCAUAGCCUGACCACUUGUUUGAUCGUGCUGGGAGCCGUGCGCGCCCGCCCGGGCCCCCCGGGGGUGCUCGUCUCAGGAGAGGAGAGGCCCCUGCGCAGCCCUCCGCUCCGGAUCCGCCUGUCAGUCACCUCGCAGGAGGACGCGGACGACCCGGGAGACGCAUACACGCAAUCAUCUGUUUUGCCUUUAGACAUCAUGGAGGAGCGCAUCCUGGCCGACUUCGACCAGGUGCUGGAUUUGAUCAAGGCGACCGUCAGCAGAAUACCAGGUUCGCCCGGCGAGUCCGAGCAGAACCGCAGCAACAAGUCUCGCUCCAGGCGCGAGAGGACGACCGGGUCGAGCCAGAGGAGGGGCCCGGGCGCGAGGGGACGGAAGGCGGGCGGCGGGCGAGCUUCGGGCUGCGCGCUCCGGCAGGUCCGGCUCAACGUGACCGACCUGGGUCUGGGCUACCUCUCGGGUGAGGAGAUGAUCUUCAGGUACUGCGCGGGACCCUGCAGGAAGUCGGAGACCAACUACGAUAAGAUCCUCCGCCACCUGGCCCGACGCAGUAGGCUGCCCGCCAAGGAUGCGCCGCCGCAGCCGUGUUGCCGCCCGGUGGCGUUCGACGACAACUUGUCCUUUCUGGACGAUAACCUGAUCUACCACACGCUCAGGAAGCACUCGGCCAGGAAGUGUGCUUGCGUGUGAGCAACUGAACUCGGACACUAAGGAGGUUUCGACACUCUGUGUGUGUGUGUGUGUGUGUCUACAGUAUAACAUGUAUGUCACUGUCCAAUGAAAAACAAGUAUCUCCAAAUUUCGUGUGUAGUUUCUUGUUAAUCUAGGAAAACUGAGGCAUUUUUGAAGGAUGGAACCCAUGCACAGUAUUUCCAAAUUCUAUGGAGGCUGGGAGGUGGUUGGGGUUCAAGCUGAAGAAAAGAUACGAUUUUUUUAUUUUUAUUUUUAUGAUUGAUGACGUCAUGUGUAUUUGAAAGACAGAUAAACGAAGAAUAUGUUUUUGAUUGAACAGCAUGUCCAUUUUGUUUGAUCAGGAAAUAAUCCUUUUCUUUUUUUUUUUUGUUUCCUAAAAAUACAUGCGUUUCCAUAUAUUAUGUUUUUAUCUGAUACAAAAUGUUUCAAAAUGUCAUACUUUUUCUUUUUUGUUUGAUUUCAAAAUUCAGUGAUUUUGUUUUUUGGUUUGAUGAAAAUCAUGCAUUUCCAAAUGUCUUUAUUUUUGUGUUUUUAUCCAUCCUACAUUUAGCCCCAGAGAAAAAAAGUUUUUAUUUUUGUCUUUCAGAAAGAUGAAGUUUGGAGAUAUACAUUUUUUUUUGUUUACUGGACAGCAAGCAUACAGUAUGUAUUUAUGAAAUAAUGGCUGUAUUAACUUAUUUAUAUUUAUUUUUGUUUUUAUAAAAUGAAAACAUGUUAUCUAUUAUUGUCUUUGUGCUAAAGGUAAGCAUCCAGAUGAAAAAGGUUUCAGUUCUCUGCAAUGAAAGGCAGGCAAAAAACAAAAUAACACAAAACAUCUCAGAUUUGUUUGACUUUUGGGAGAAAAGCAAUGUGAUCCCUCUGUUCUUGAUUCAAUGCUUCACAACUAAGUUACUAGAAAAAACUAAAUCCCGUUCUCAACUGGGCUUUAUUAGCGUUCGUCUCUGGAAUAAACGCAUCUUGUUUUCCAUCAACAACGAGUUCACAAUAAACACUCCCACCUGUUGGGAACCCUUUGAUGAGGCCAAGCUGCCGCUUCUUCUGCUUCUACCCCGAACUUCAAUAAAACAAAAAGCUGUUGCCAGCUUUUUCAAAAAAUCAAUCAAUAAAUAAUGGUUGCAAUGGCAGGUGUCCACCAUUUGUUUAUGACACUGUAUGUUAAGAAUGUCUGAAGACAUGAAACCAAAAUAUUACAUUUUUGGCCCAUGUUGAGAUCUCGGGUACGGUAACAAACACGCAAAAUUUGAACGCGAUCGGAAUUCAACUGUGACCUCUGUUCUGCCCGCAAAAAAAUGUCGGCUUUGACGAUGAUGAAUCCGGUGGGCGGCUAACCUGCUCCAAAGAUGGAAUUAAAAGAGACGACAGCGAGACAGUGACCGACUGGUUAGCACAUGCGCCUCACAGUUCUGAGGAUCGGGGUUCAAUCCCCGGCCCCGCCUGUGUGGAGUUUGCAUGUUCUCCCUGUGCCUGCGCGGGUUUUCUCCAGGUACUCCGGUUUCCUCCAACAUCCCAAAAACAUGCGUGCUAGGUUGAUUAAAGACUCUAAAUUGGCCGUAGGUGUGAAUGUGAGCGCGAUUGGUUGUUUGUAUAUAGGUGCCCUGCGAUUGGCUGGCGACCGGUUCAGGGUGUACCCCGCCUCUGGCCCGAAGGCAGCUGGGAUAGGCUCCAGCACGCCCGCGACCCGUAUGAGGAGAAGCGGCUCAGAAAAUAGAUGGAUGGACAGCGAGACGAGGCAAGACGGGGAUUAUUGGCAAAAGUAAUGAGUGCGGUUGAUAUUUGAUCCGUGAUUAGAUCAGCUCAGCCACCUGAGCUCCGUCUUCUUGGAGCUAGUUUUGAAAUCCGAUCAACCAUUAAGCUCAUCGCAUCACAAAAAACAUUUUGCAUUUUGGUUUUUAUGAGAAGUUGUGUUUGGGACAGUCUGGCUAAGCAAAGCUGUUCACAGCUGGUGACUUGCGCCUCAAAUGGAAAUAAAUAAA
Messenger RNA from Phyllopteryx taeniolatus (common seadragon), 2763 nucleotides. RefSeq names its product glial cell line-derived neurotrophic factor-like. Gene Ontology annotation, biological process: positive regulation of branching involved in ureteric bud morphogenesis; negative regulation of neuron apoptotic process; peripheral nervous system development. The transcript has 2 exons. The coding region runs from base 89 to 787 and encodes 232 amino acids. Gene Ontology annotation, molecular function: growth factor activity; receptor tyrosine kinase binding; glial cell-derived neurotrophic factor receptor binding. The record is from RefSeq and is a predicted model, not a curated record. Lineage: Eukaryota; Metazoa; Chordata; Actinopteri; Syngnathiformes; Syngnathidae.